AUGUCGCAGUCAGCUUUUAUUAUUCUGCAAAAAGCAAUCAUUGGUGUAUCACCAAUGAUACACUCUGAACUGUUAAUGUCCAAAAUUGACAAACACAAGUAUUCAAAGAAUCUGGCUUUAAGAGUUAUGAAGAGUUAUCCAAAUGUUCAUUUUAAUUAUGCUUUGCAUCUGUCAAAUUUAACUGUGCCGCGUAUCAUUGAUGCUUCGCAGAGGGCAAAACUUUUCUGCAGCUAUGAGAUGGGCAACUGCACAUUGAACUCAGUCAAAUGGUAUAAAGAUGGACAAGAAUUCUUUAGAUAUUCGCCACUAACCCCGCCGACAACAAAUUGGUUUCCUGUCAAAGGUGUCACCAUUGCAGAUGGUUCGUCACAUUGCAAUCAAUUCCUGUGCAAUGUUGAACUCGAGAAAUUGAAUGUACACUCCUCAGGCUCAUAUCGUUGCGAAGUAUCCGGCGAUGCGCCCGAAUUUAAAUUGAUUGAUAAAACAGCAAAUAUAACAGUUGGCAGUAAGUUUCUGACAUAUGCAAGUAAAUUUAUAUUUAUGGACCUGCAUACACGUAUAUACAAGCAUACAUACACUGUGAGUGAAAGUAUGAGUAUCUGGGUUUGUGUUCCGUUGUUGUGA
Messenger RNA from Teleopsis dalmanni, 624 nucleotides. RefSeq lists its product as uncharacterized. NCBI's taxonomy places the organism in Eukaryota, Metazoa, Arthropoda, Insecta, Diptera, Diopsidae. The transcript has 3 exons. The coding region runs from base 1 to 624 and encodes 207 amino acids. The record is from RefSeq and is a predicted model, not a curated record.